Penaeus monodon (black tiger shrimp) is the source of this 2242-nucleotide messenger RNA. It is a transcript of the gene drongo, whose product is annotated as arf-GAP domain and FG repeat-containing protein 1-like. The record is from RefSeq and is a predicted model, not a curated record. The transcript is spliced from 10 exons. NCBI's taxonomy places the organism in Eukaryota, Metazoa, Arthropoda, Malacostraca, Decapoda, Penaeidae. Bases 240 to 1961 code for a protein of 573 amino acids. Gene Ontology annotation, molecular function: GTPase activator activity.
CCCCCUACAGAUAAAUCCCGAAAUCCCCGAGCACGGCGCUAAAAGAGAGAAAACCAACCCAAGAAAUAUAACACAACACCCCCAAACCAGAAGAAAAAAAAAACAACGAACACAAGUAAAGAAAAGAAAGGAAAAAAAAAGAGAAGAAAAUCCCCCCUACAGAUAAAUCCCGAAAUCCCCGAGCACGGCUUUCCGAAGCGCUGGCGGUCGCGGCGCGAGUUGCCGGCCGAGCCCCAGCCAUGGCGACGAGCAGGAGGAAGCAGGACGAGAAACACUUGAAGAUCCUUCGCGACCUCGGCUCCCAGGCGGCCAAUAGGACAUGCUUCGACUGCCACCAGAGAGGGACGACCUACAUCAACAUGACUGUGGGGUCGUUCGUGUGCACGUCCUGCUCGGGCAUCCUACGGGGACUAAAUCCACCUCAUCGCGUAAAAUCUAUCUCGAUGGCGAGUUUUACUCCUGAAGAAAUUGAACAAAUCAAAUCGAAGGGUAAUCAGUAUUGUCAGGCGGUUUGGCUAGGUCUCUACGAUGCCAAAGCCAACCCCUUCCCCGACACCAAAGAUGAGCAUAAAAUCAGAGACUUCAUGAUUCUCAAAUACGAGAAGAAGAGGUUUCACGUGGAGCCAAGUAUUGCUCUCAAGAACAUGCCACCCCAGACGUCAAGCGCCAACUCCUCCAAUGCCUCCACCCCCAGCAGUGAGACCUCCAACAAAGCUGGGGGAGGGGGCAUGGGGGCAGGGGGGCUGUCAUCAUCGUCAUCGUCCUCGCUAGCAGCAGCAACAACAGUGGCAGCAGGAGGAGGAGGAGGGCAAGCAGGAGGAGGAGGAGGGGGGGGAGCAGCAGCAGGGUCCACUGCCAAUGUGUCCGUUUCACGGCCAAACACCUCUUCGUCUCAGAAUGCAGCAUCGAAUGCCAGUGCUGGAGCCAAGAACCCGACAACUAAGUCCUCGGCCUUAUUUUGCUUGUUAGCGGAUCUGGAUGGUGGACAGAGUGGCAAUUCAUCUGUCAAUGCCAAUGAUCCUUUUGCCUCGCCUACGAGUGCGCAGGCACCAGCGUCCAUAUCGCAGCCUUCAUUUGCAAAUUUUGAGAAUGCGAAUAUCUUCACGAACACUGCCGGCUCGACAACUAGCAACAAAUCAACCCCCUCCGGUCCUCCUCCCUUCUCGAAUAACCCCCUGACCCCUAUGACCCCUGGUUCCUCCUCCGCCCUGCCCACAUCCUCUUCCUCUGCCAGCAGUGCAACAACAGCUCUCUCCAACAACCCUACUCAAGAUCGCUAUGCUGCAUUGAAGGACCUAGAUGAAGAGUUCAAGACACAGAAGGAAUCAGAAACUACUUCUGGUGGUGGGAGCUGGCCCGUACCUAAUGGAAACCACCAAAAUUCCUCCAGCGUGUUUGGUACUCCGUCUUCCUCCAUGAACGGGGGUGCGACAGUGUUUGGCUCUCCAGGCUCCUCUUCUGGCAGCGUUUUCGGGACGGGGUUAGUCAAUGGCAGUGGGGGUGCUGGUGGGGGCGCAGGCGGCGUCUUUGGCACACCACCUACCAACAAUGGCACCAGUUGGGCCAACUUCUCAGGGGCUAAUCCAUUCUCAGCUGCAGCAGGGAACAGCAGCAGUGCAGGUGGAGGUGGAGGCGGAUGGAUGAACGGAGGUGGAUCAUUCGGGGCAGCACCGCAGACGCAGCAGGGAUUCGGCUCAGUCGUUCAGCCAAGUCUUUUUGGGACAACCCCGGACCCAAACUUCAACCAGUUCAGCCCCAGUGGACCCAUGAAUGGGACAGCAGCGGCGGCGGCAGCUGUUACAACCAACAAUGGGGCUUGGGCCAGCUUCAGCCAGCAGCCACCACAGCAACAGCAGCCUAAUCCCAAAAUGCAGUGGAUGACCAGCAAUGGAACGGCAAACCCUUUCAUGGCUGCCCCACAGCUGCCUUCCAACGGCACCUCCUACAACCCGUUCCUGUGAGAGUCCUCUCAGCCUCCGCAAGAUCUUCCUACGACAGGGACAUGUCUGUGACACGUUUAUCUUUUGCCAAUGACCGAUGACCCCAGCCAUCUUUUCCUUGAAUACUCAGUUAAUUUAUUUUUUUUUAUUAUUUUUAUUUUUUUGUAAUUUAUGCAGUGGUGUUUUAUGGGAAAAAAAUCCAUGUUGCCAAUCACAGAUUAGUUCUCAAUGUGAAAGUAUAUAAUCAUUAUGAAGAGCAGAAAGAAUAACGAAUGAUUAUGAUAAUAAUAAAGAACAGAGAA